CCAAACUCUCCACACAGGUCCGGAUUCCGGACACACCGCCGCAGUCCGCCGGUGCACUCCGCCGCCGAACGACCCUUCUCCAGUGCUCCACGCCUCCGCCGGAAGAUGCCAGAGCAACAAUACUCAAAUUGAGAUCUAUGCAGUGGACAGCUCACCAAGUAAAGAGCAUUGAGAAGGAUAGGAGAAGAGCUGUUUGCCACAGUGUUGAAAAACGCAACACUCCCUUUGUGUUCUGUGCCAAUUAGCAGGGGGGAGAGAGCAUGAGCGCUGCAGAGCUGCCAAAUAGGGAAGUUAAUGUGUUGAGAGGACACGAAGGAGCGGUUCUUGCUGCUAGGUUCAAUAGCAAUGGCGAUUAUUGCCUGAGCUGCGGGAGGGAUCGAACCAUCCGACUAUGGAAUCCUCACCGCGGAAUUCACAUCAAAACGUACAAAUCUCAUGGCCGUGAAGUCCGAGACGUCCAUGUCACUCAGGAUAACUCCAAGCUAUGUUCAUGUGGAGGAGACCGACAAAUCUUUUACUGGGAUGUCUCAUCUGGUCGUGUAAUUAGAAAAUUCAGGGGCCAUGAUAGUGAGGUGAAUGCAGUGAAGUUCAAUGAUUAUGCUACUGUGGUCGUGUCUGCGGGAUAUGAUAAAUCUGUGCGUGUCUGGGACUGCAAAUCCCACAGCACAGAACCAAUUCAGAUUAUUGAGACAUUUCUGGAUAGUGUCAUGUCAGUUUGUGUGACAAAAACUGAAAUAAUUGCUGGAAGCGUUGAUGGUACUGUGCGAACAUUUGACAUUCGAACUGGUAGGGAAAUAUCUGAUAGCUUGGGGCAACCGGUGAACUGCAUCUCGCUGUCUAACGAUGGGAAUUGUAUACUUGCUAGCUGCCUCGACUCAACCCUUCGACUCAUGGAUAGGUCUACUGGUGAACUUUUGCAAGAAUACAAGGGACACACUUGCAAGUCUUCGAAAACUGAUUGCUGUCUCACAAACACCGAUGCACAUGUGAUUGGUGGUUCUGAAGAUGGGUUCGUUUACUCCUGGGAUCUGGUCGAUGCAUCUGUGACAUCCAGUUUCAAAGCUCAUUCUUCUGUGGUAACCAGUGUAAGUUAUCAUCCAAAAGAUAGCUGCAUGAUAACUUCAUCUGUGGACGGGACAAUCCGAGUUUGGAAAACUUGAAAGGGCAAAUCCAAAACAAAAAAAAAAACAAAAGAACUGCCGAUUCUUGGGCGUUAAUGUGGUUCAAAUGAAGGGAAUCCCUUCCAAAGCACGGGAAUUGAAUGGUCGAAGCGUUACAGCCAACAAUACCUGCAACUGGAGGCAGGUAAGAAGAGAAGAGGUUAAUUGAAGAAUGAUAAAGAGCUCCACUGCAUCUCUUAUUUGAAUUACUAUAAUAAUUUAUGCAAUAUUGUUCUUAGAUACAGCUUUGGUGGUCAAUUUGGUCAAGGGGAGUGGAGGCUUAUUAUAUGUUUAA
Molecule: messenger RNA, 1455 nt
Organism: Cuscuta campestris
Lineage: Eukaryota; Viridiplantae; Streptophyta; Magnoliopsida; Solanales; Convolvulaceae
Source: the annotation of a GenBank genome assembly